Molecule: messenger RNA, 1125 nt
Organism: Colletotrichum fioriniae
Lineage: Eukaryota; Fungi; Ascomycota; Sordariomycetes; Glomerellales; Glomerellaceae
Source: RefSeq, a predicted model, not a curated record
AUGACCUGGAAUACUGGCUCCUGGGGGCCAGAGGGCUUCGGCAAGGCCCACGACCUGCCACCCAUGGAAUUUCGUGAUGGCCCACCCUGGAGUGAAGAUGAGGAUUUGGCGAGCCCUGUCGUCAGCUCCAGGCACCGAAAGCACAAAUCUUCCGCAGCAGCCCUUGGCGGAACCGCUGGGUUGAGAAAUUCUCGCGACGCGAGCAACGACAUGCUACACCCAGCACAUUACGAACAGCGGGAACGCGGUUACUACGUUGGAACCAGUGGUGAUGGCAGCGAACGAUACUACCUCAACCAAGGAGGGGAAGCGAAUGGACCCGGCGGAGAAUAUGUUACCUACCCUCCCGGCGAUGCACGGCAUUCCAGCCAUGCAUACCAGCUAGGUUUCCGCGGGGAUGACCAGUCACGAUAUUCCCGGGAUUACCAGUUCACCAUCACGUCGCCCGACGAAGAAAUGCACGGCAAAGCCGUUGCGCUUUUUGAUUUUGAAAGAGAGAAUGAAAACGAGUUGCCAUUACUCGAAGGUCAAAUCAUAUGGGUUUCCUACCGCCACGGCCAAGGCUGGCUAGUAGCCGAAGACCCGAAAACUCAGGAGAGCGGACUCGUCCCUGAGGAAUACGUUCGUCUGCUGCGAGAUAUUGAAGGCGGAAUGAACAGUCUUACCGGCAAUCUUGGCGAGGGCUCUACGUCCCCAAACGAUGUUGGAACACCUACGCAAGCAGAGCAUCACCCCCAAGGUCACACGCCGACCGGUAGCCAAUCUUCAUCCAACGGGUAUCAUCAGCCCGUGGUCUCGACGUUCUCCACGUCCAGCAAGGACUUGGACCCGUACCCUACACAGCAGCUUGGUCUUCAAUCUGGUCAACCCCCUCCGCAAGUGGUGCAUUACCACGGCCAAAGAGGUGGCAGCCAGGCCAACACGCCAACUCUGGCGUCACACCAGGAUAUCGGCAUGAUGCGCCGAGGCAGUCAGGACACUGGGGCGAAGAAGACGGAUUCCCAAGUGAGCCCCUUGACGGAGGCGAUCACAGAGAGCAAGCUAGUCGACCGAUCUAGCACACCAAAAGCAACAAACCCCACUGAGAAGCCCGCAGACCCCGAAGCCAUGGACACUGAGCGGUGA